Molecule: messenger RNA, 303 nt
Organism: Arabis nemorensis
Lineage: Eukaryota; Viridiplantae; Streptophyta; Magnoliopsida; Brassicales; Brassicaceae
Source: the annotation of a GenBank genome assembly
AUGGUUGCUGAUGACAAUGACCGAGAAGCCUUACAGGAUAUUGUUAACAACACUAAGUUAAGUGAAGGAUAUCUGACUCUUGCAAGGGAUAUUGAGAUCAUGGAGGCCAAAACGCCUGAAGACAUCUACAAGGACAAACUAAUGACAGUACCUUCAGACUCAACCACGGGAUCUUCUGGAAAUUGGCUAUUCAAAAAUAAAGAACAUGGCAAGACUAGUGCAGCAGCUAGUCUGGGUAUGAUUCAACUGUGGGAUGUGGACUGUGGACUAUGGACUUUCCCAACUCGACAAAUACUUCCAUAG